AUGUUGGUUUUGGUUGAAGAGGUUGUUUUGCAAUUUGACGACCUGUUUGUAAAUAAGUCACAAACGACUCUUGGUUUUCGGAAUAAUCUGUGGAAGGAAGUUCUCGUUUGUGUCAAUGCAGUUGGAGUGGAUAAGAGGAAUGUGGGGCAAAUAAAAAAAAAAUGGAAUGACUUGCGAAGCCAAGUUAAAAAAAAAAUGGGUAUUUUAACCAGGAAAAGGCGAGGAACUUCUGUUGUUCCUCAUGUUAACAUACAAUUUAGCACCAUGGAGGAACUGGUCAGAAAAACUUUUGCCACUGAACAAAUAGAAGGGGUUGCUGAUCUGGAUGUGAUGGCUUUAGCACACCAGAGGCAUGACAAUACUUCACCGAUAGCACCACCAGUUGAGGAGCCCGAAAGACCAGCUGAUCAACCACCAACUGCGGACAUAGCACAGGAGACAAUUCCCCAAGAAAUUGAGACUGGGUCAAUUGAGGAAGAUAUCAACAAUGACAUAGGGUUCACUCCAGCUCAAACUCGGUUCUUAAAUGAUUAUACUGAGCGAAACCAGGCAAAUCUUAAGGUGAUUGCUAACGCUGUCGUAAAUAUUGAUCAUUCCUUGAAAGUAAUGUGUCAACUCUAUGCCCAAAGUCUACAAAGCCAAGGUGUCAGCCAAGUAGCAGUUGACCCACCCACCAUUGUUAACAUUAAUGUUGAGACACAUCCAAGCACUAGUUUGGGUAGUGUGUCACCACAACCUGCCUCAUUAAACUUGUCUGUUGAAGGAGAUGUGGCCUCAACCUCAUCAGGGCUCACUUUACAUUCGGUUUCAAAUUAUUCUGGUUUAUUCCCCCGGUCUCGCUCAUUAACACCAAACAUAAAUACUCUGUCAGAUUUAUUUGCUCAAUCCCCUCCUCAGUCCUCAGUUCUAGAUUUGUCCACACACAGGGUAACAUGCCCCACACCACCAGUUCUUGCCUCACAACAGACCAAUAAUCCUUCCUCUACUAGGGCUGAAUAUUUGAUGGAUGUCAAAACAGAAAUGGGGUCAGUUCUCUGUAGUUCCCUUCCACCUAAAAAAAGGCUAAAAUCUUUUCCAAAUUUUGAUUGUUAG
Molecule: messenger RNA, 1092 nt
Organism: Hyla sarda
Lineage: Eukaryota; Metazoa; Chordata; Amphibia; Anura; Hylidae
Product: t-SNARE domain-containing protein 1-like
Exons: 3
Coding region: 1-1092 (363 amino acids)
Cellular component (GO): nucleus
Source: RefSeq, a predicted model, not a curated record